Molecule: messenger RNA, 903 nt
Organism: Ananas comosus (pineapple)
Lineage: Eukaryota; Viridiplantae; Streptophyta; Magnoliopsida; Poales; Bromeliaceae
Product: ricin B-like lectin R40C1
Exons: 4
Coding region: 1-903 (300 amino acids)
Source: RefSeq, a predicted model, not a curated record
AUGGGCUUCAACCCAGGCGACGUGGGAGAAAGUGAUGCAAAACAAAUGCAACAAACUAUAAGCAUCAACAAAGUAGAAAAUCUCUAUCUGGGCUGCUGUGGCAGUUGCAGCGACCCCGUCGAACCGAUCGCUGCCCCUACCCCUACCUGGUGGUACGAUCCGAGAGCCCACGGCCCGACUGUGACGAUCUUUUGUCGUCGUGACGCCAACUACAGCCUCACUGUCCGUGGUGACAGUGUCGUUUUGGCUCCCACCGACCCCGAGGACGAUCGCCAAUGUUGGAUCAAAGACAAUAGAGUCAACUCAAAGGUGAGGGAUGAAGAAGGCCAUGCGUCCUUUGCGUUGGUGAACAAAGCAACUGGCCAAGCUAUCAAACACUCCUUCGGGCAUGGCCAUCCUGUGCGACUUAUUCAAUAUAAUCCAUGCUACGUGGACGAGUCGGUCUUGUGGACGGAGAGCGACAAUCUGAUUGGGGGCUUCCGCGAAAUAAGGAUGGUGAAUAACUUGGACUUGCAUUUUGAUGCUUUAACUGGGUUUAUUGAAGAUGGCACCACUCUCGGUCUCUUCAAGACGAACAAUGCCGACAACCAGCGCUGGAAGAUGGUCCCUUACAGUACCAAGGAAGAGGGAGAGAAACAGUUUCCGACGCCGGCAGUGGAUGGAAAUCUGACACAACUCAUCAGCAACAUUCUGAGCAACCUGAACAGCUCUUCCCGAACAGCGUACCCUCUGAUCCCUCGCUACUCGACUCUGAACUGGUACGACGAUUGCACCACCAGGCCGACCAUGCGGAUCUUUUGUCGUGCUGGCGUGAGGCACAGCCUUGCCGUCCGGGGGGAGAACGUUGUUUUGGAACAGGCUAAUCGGGAAAGUGAUUACCAGGCAAGCAUCUCACCGGUGUAA